This is a messenger RNA of Protobothrops mucrosquamatus (brown spotted pit viper), 1398 nucleotides long. RefSeq names its product 3-hydroxy-3-methylglutaryl-CoA lyase (gene HMGCL). Lineage: Eukaryota; Metazoa; Chordata; Lepidosauria; Squamata; Viperidae. Gene Ontology annotation, molecular function: hydroxymethylglutaryl-CoA lyase activity. The record is from RefSeq and is a predicted model, not a curated record. Gene Ontology annotation, biological process: ketone body biosynthetic process; L-leucine catabolic process. Bases 20 to 862 code for a protein of 280 amino acids. The transcript is spliced from 8 exons.
AGCCAGACGAGGCGCCGAGAUGGUGGCGCUGAAGCGGGGGCUGCCGCGGCUGGUGGCGUCGCUGCGGCCGAUCAGUUUAACCACAGCUGGAACAUUUCCCAAGCAUGUGAAAAUUGUUGAGGUUGGUCCACGGGAUGGUUUGCAGAAUGAAAAGAAUAUUGUUCCCACUCAGGUGAAAAUUGACUUAAUCAACAUGCUCUCAGAGACGGGUCUUUCCGUUAUAGAAGCCACCAGUUUUGUCUCUCCAAAAUGGGUACCACAGAUGGCUGACCACACAGAAGUUAUGCAAGGCAUCCGGAAGGUCCCUGGGGUCAGCUAUCCUGUUCUGACACCCAACCUCAAGGGAUUUGAAGCAGCGGUGGCAGCUGGAGCCAAGGAGGUGUCAAUCUUCGGAGCAGCUUCUGAAGCCUUCACAAAAAAGAACAUCAACUGUUCCAUAGACGAGAGUCUGCAAAGAUUCGGCGAUGUUCUGCGGGCAUCAAAAGGAGCCAGUAUUCCCGUCCGAGGCUACGUCUCCUGCGUUCUCGGCUGCCCUUAUGAAGGAAAGAUUUCUCCCGCUAAAGUGGCAGAGGUGUCGAAGAAAAUGUACGCAAUGGGGUGCUACGAGAUUUCCCUCGGCGACACCAUUGGUGUGGGGACCCCCGGAAACAUGAGGGAGAUGCUUUCUGCCGUCAUGAAAGAGGUGCCCGUCGAAGCUCUCGCGGUUCAUUGCCACGACACAUACGGACAAGCUCUUGCCAAUACACUGGUAGCGCUUCAGGGUGUGGAUUUAUCAAAGCUCCUUGAAGCAGGAAUUUACAUCUGCAAGAUGCUGAACCGGAAGACCAGUUCAAAAGUUGCACAGGCCAGCUGCAAACUGUGAAGUAGAUCCGUGCCUUUCCUGGACUUGCUGGGAUGAAAACUGCAUGGCAGUCUGGAAAUUGCCACGUUAGUAUUUGCUCCCCUAACUUUAUUUAAGCACUCUCAAAUGACCCAGACCUUCAAGAUAAGAAGAUGGAAGAAUGUAGAACACCAUAUCUACCCAUCAGACACGUUGGCUGUAUUUGAAGAUGGAUGUUGCAGUUAUUUUAAGGAGCAAAUGUAUUAUGCUUGCCCUUAUUUUUGACCUAAGACUCCUGUUCCUGAAAUCUGUUUUGUAUCUAGGGCCAUCACACUGCCCAGCACCCGUCCCUCCAGCGUUUCUCCAAUGCUGGGAUUUCUAAAGGUCCUAACUGUCAGGACAAGUUUUUAUAAGCUCUUGGAUCCUUAUGAUCCUUUUUAGGUGCAGUGGUCCUGGGGAAUUCUGGGAGUUGAAGUCCACACAUCUUAAAGUGGCUGAAGUUGAGAAACACCACUCUAUAGUGUUCGUCUUGUCAAGCAUUGAAGCAAAACAUAAGCUGGGAUUUCUCUCCAAAUAAA